This is a messenger RNA of Tachysurus vachellii, 3902 nucleotides long. RefSeq lists its product as uncharacterized. The record is from RefSeq and is a predicted model, not a curated record. The coding region runs from base 1 to 3312 and encodes 1103 amino acids. NCBI's taxonomy places the organism in Eukaryota, Metazoa, Chordata, Actinopteri, Siluriformes, Bagridae. The transcript has 13 exons.
AUGUCACUACAGCUGAGAACUUCAGAAACAACUACAGCCGACUCUCCUACUACACCAUAUGCAACUAUACCAACUACUAUACCAACUAGUGACACUAUUACAACAGCUGAGAGUUCAGAAACAACCACAGCCAGCUCUUCUACAACUACACCAGAUGCAACUAUACCAACUACUGACUCUGCCCCAACAACUGAGAGUUCAGAAACAACUACAGCCACCUCUCCUACAACUACACCAGAUGCAACUAUAUUGACUACUGACUAUGUCACUACAGCUGAGAGUUCAGAAACAACUACAGCCACCUCUCCUACAACUACACCAGAUGCAACUAUUCCAACUACUGACUCUGCCACAACAGCUGAGAGCUCAGAAACAACAACCAAAUCUCCUACAACUACACCAGAUGCAACUAAACCAAUAACUGACUCUGCCACUACAGCUGAGAGUUCAGAAACAACUACAGCCGACUCUCCUACAACUACACCAGAUGCAACUAUACCAACUAGUGACACUAUUACAACAGCUGAGAGUUCAGAAACAACCACAGCCAGCUAUUCUACAACUACACCAGAUGCAACUAAACCAACUACCGACUCUGCCCCAACAGCUGAGAGUUCAGAAACAACUACAGCCACCUCUCCUACAACUACACCAGAUGCAACUAUUCCAACUACUGACUCUGCCACAACAGCUGAGAGCUCAGAAACAACAAUAACCAAAUCUCCUACAACUACACCAGAUGCAACUAAACCAAUAACUGACUCUGCCACUACAGCUGAGAGUUCAGAAACAACUACAGCCGACUCUCCUACAACUACACCAGAUGCAACUAUACCAACUACUGACUCUUCCACAACAGCUGAGAGUUCAGAAACAACUACAACCAAAUAUCCUACAACUACACCAGAUGCAACUAAACCAAUAACUGACUUUGCCACUACAGCUGAGAGUUCAGAAACAACUACAGCCGACUCUCAUACAACUACACCAGAUGCAACUAUACCAACUAGUGACACUAUUACAACAGCUGAGAGUUCAGAAACAACCACAGCCAGCUCUUCUACAACUACACCAGAUGCAACUAUACCAACUGGUGACACUAUUACAACAGCUGAGAGUUCAGAAACAACCACAGCCAGCUAUUCUACAACUACACCAGAUGCAACUAAACCAACUACCGACUCUGCCCCAACAACUGAGAGUUCAGAAACAACUACAGCCACCUCUCCUACAACUACACCAGAUGCAACUAUAUUGACUACUGACUAUGUCACUACAGCUGAGAGUUCAGAAACAACUACAGCCACCUCUCCUGCAACUACACCAGAUGCAACUAUUCCAACUACUGACUCUGCCACAACAGCUGAGAGCUCAGAAACAACAACAACCAAAUCUUCUACAACUACACCAGAUGCAACUAAACCAAUAACUGACUCUGCCACUACAGCUGAGAGUUCAGAAACAACUACAGCCGACUCUCCUGCAACUAUACCAACUAGUGACACUAUUACAACAGCUGAGAGUUCAGAAACAACCACAGCCAGCUAUUCUACAACUACACCAGAUGCAACUAAACCAACUACCGACUCUGCCCCAACAACUGAUAGUUAUGAAACAACUACAAACACCUCUCCUACAACUACACCAGAUACAACUAUUCCAACUACUGACUCUGCCACAACAGCUGAGAGUUCAGAAACAACUACAACCAAAUCUCCUACAACUACACCAGAUGCAACUAAACCAAUAACUGACUCUGCCACUACAGCUGAGAGUUCAGAAACAACUACAACCGACUCUCCUACAACUACACCAGAUGCAACUAUACCAACUAGUGACACUAUUACAACAGCUGAGAGUUCAGAAACAACCACAGCCAGCUCUUCUACAACUACACCAGAUGCAAUUAUACCAACUAGUGACACUAUUACAACAGCUGAGAGUUCAGAAACAACCACAGCCAGCUCUUCUACAACUACACCAGAUGCAACUAUACCAACUACUGACUCUGCCCCAACAACUGAGAGUUCAGAAACAACUACAGCCACCUCUCCUACAACUACACCAGAUGCAACUCUAUCAACUAUAACUUCCCCAACCACACCCACUACAUCUACUAUCACAAAACCUCCAAUAAUAUGUGAAAAUGGUGGAACUCCAACAGCUAAUGGUUGUUAUUGCCCCCCUGGUUUUACAGGAAGUCUGUGCACAAAUGUAAACAAUGAAAUCCCACUUCCAGAUUCAAUUGAAACGACAACCAUUGCUGAAAUAGAAAUAAACAAGGAAUAUGUCCCUCAAUACCAAAAUACAUCCUCACAAGAAUAUAAAGAUUUUGUACAGGACUUCAGAGUUCAGAUGAUACCGUACUACGAAACCAAGAUUGAAAACUUCUUAAAUAUAACAAAUAUAACACUGAGUGACGGAAAUUCUUUAAUGGGCCGAAUGGAGAGUAAAUUAAUAGAGAUGGAAGUAUCAAUUUCUAAAAGUGUGAAGGUUAAGCAUGAUAUUGUUGUAACAAUUGAAAACAACAAUGUAAAUGAAGGCUAUAAUGAGGUGUUUCAGUCUGUCAAAAAUGCUGUUGAAUCAGUUACAAAAUGCACUCCCACAACCACUGCAUGCCCAAACUUUACUGUUACCGAUGUCCAGGUCAACAAAACUGAAUUGGAUCAAAAAGAGUACUGUGAUCAAGUUACAGCAAUGUUUCCUGAGGAGUACCGUCAGUAUUUCAUUGCUGCUACUGUGAUGGGUAAACUAACAUGUAUCAACCAAUGUCAUCCUGAUCAUCCUACUCCAAAGAUCUGCAUGAACAAAGGUACCUGUGAGGUUUCCAAGCAAGGACCAACCUGCUACUGUCUUCAGACAGAUGCAAAUUGGUAUCUUGGAGAAGAUUGCAAGUACCAAGUUCACAAAGUGGGCUUCUAUGCUGGAGUGACAGUUGUCGCUGUGGUUUUACUGAUAGCUAUAGCAAUGCUUUCAGCAUAUGUCUUCCUUAAUAAAAGGAAAGAGAAGAGGAAUAAAGACACCAAGGAAGCCCUUGUGAAUCAGUGGAUAGAUGAUGACUUUGAGUGGCCCUCACAAAAAAGAACAAACACAUCUCUUUCAGUUCUUAAUGAAACCUAUGAUAAUCCUGCACAAUCAAAUGAGAACUUCAGCCAGAGUACCACAGCUCAGACAGCAACCUCUUCCACAGAACGAUACUUCCCCCAAUUCAACUUGCCUGAAAAUGAAAUCUCACUUCCUUCUCUGCACAACAAUUACCUUAUGCGAACCAGCAAGUCUUUGAUCCACACAUCUAUGGCCAGAAAUGUAUAACUUGUACACCUGGAUGUAUGAUGAUUAAUUCACAAAACUAAAAACUAGAAGUGAAAAAUACUCUGUACAAGAUGAUGGACAGAUUCUAAAGGUUUAUACCAUUUCGUUUUUGUAAAUUACAUUUGAUGCAAGACAAACACUACACAAUCAUGAAUAAGAUCUUUAAAUGAAAAGUAUAUAUAAUAUAUAUAUUAGUAUUUAUUAAUUAUUUAUUUAGACUAUGUAUCUUUGAACUAUUUAGCUGUAUAUUUUAUAAUGUCUGUAUCAAUAAUUUCACAACAGUACAGUAACCAUGUAUGAGCCACAUUCUUUAUUUAUUACUUAAUAAAAUAAAAUUACUUAAGAGUAAUAAAGUAAAAAAUGCUCUGUUCAUUGUUUCACCAUGGGGUUUGAUUCACCAUCACUGAAAUCAAUUUAGAACUCAUUCACACAGGUUAAAAGCAAAAGAAAAGACCUGAGCUGCUUAUUUAAAACCAUGAAAUUUCCAUCAGUUUGUGAUAAAUUUAUACAAUUUUUUUUGUAUAAUGGUUAUGUUCUUUAAGCUGCUUUAAGUGCUAUAAAAAUAAAAUUUAAUUGAAUUGUAUUGAAAA